Phyllostomus discolor (pale spear-nosed bat) is the source of this 3578-nucleotide messenger RNA. RefSeq names its product zinc finger protein 250 (gene ZNF250). The transcript has 6 exons. Bases 203 to 1801 code for a protein of 532 amino acids. Gene Ontology annotation, biological process: regulation of DNA-templated transcription. Lineage: Eukaryota; Metazoa; Chordata; Mammalia; Chiroptera; Phyllostomidae. The record is from RefSeq and is a predicted model, not a curated record.
GCUGCCGGCCGCCCCUUCGCGCGUGAGGCUGCAGUGCGGACGGGGUUGCUGAUGUAAGGAAGCUGGCAGCUUGGAUGCCUAUUUGUGGUCACUUACUCCAGAAGGUUGAUGGUUGUACUUGGUGCUCACACCUGGCUGAGCCCUACAUCUUCUUAAGGCUUCUCUGAGUUCCAUCUUCCUCAGAGACAACAGGGGACUGGCAAUGGCGGCAGCCAGGCUCCUGCCACCACCGGCAAGACCCCAGGUCAAGGUGACCUUUGAGGAUGUGGCUGUGCUCCUCUCCCAGGAGGAGUGGGACCAGCUGGGCCCUGCUCAGAGGGGCCUCUACCGACAUGUGAUGAUGGAGACCUAUGGGAACGUGGUUUCGCUGGGACUUCCAGGGACCAAGCCCAACGUGAUCUCCCAGCUGGAGCGAGGAGAAGAGCCCUGGGUCCUGGACGGGCAUGGGGCCAAGGAGAGCAAGGGUCUGGGCAGCAGUGGUCCAGAAUGUGAGAACAAGGAAGAAAACCAAAAUAAUCUGAAGCCAUUCAUUUCAGAGGAAGUGUCCACAAUUCUGGGGAAAACAGCCCCCGGGUGGAUUGAUCAAGGAAGUGACAAACCUGAGCAGAGCUUCCAUCUGAGUCCAAGCCCCGUGGGCCCCCCUGAAGGUCAGCUCUCCAGCCCAAGCAAGCCCCUCACUCGGCAGCCGGCCACUCCCAGUGGGGAGAGACCCUACAAGUGCAUCGAGUGUGGGAAAUGCUUCAGUCGGAGUUCCCACCUUCUCCAGCAUCAGAGGACCCACACGGGAGAGAAGCCCUACGUGUGUGGGGUGUGUGGGAAGGCCUUUAGCCAGAGCUCGGUCCUCAGCAAACACAGGAGAAUCCACACGGGUGAGAAGCCCUACGAGUGUAACGAGUGUGGGAAGGCGUUCCGUGUGAGCUCAGACCUUGCCCAGCAUCACAAGAUCCACACAGGAGAGAAGCCCCACGAAUGUCUUGAGUGCCGCAAGGCCUUCACUCAGCUCUCACACCUCAUUCAGCACCAGCGGAUCCACACUGGGGAGCGGCCCUAUGUGUGCCCGCUUUGUGGGAAGGCCUUCAACCACAGCACUGUGCUGCGCAGCCACCAACGGGUGCACACGGGGGAGAAGCCGCACGAGUGUGCAGAGUGUGGUCGGGCUUUCAGCGUGAAGAGGACCCUGCUGCAGCACCAGCGGGUGCACACCGGGGAGAAGCCGUACUCCUGCAGCGAAUGUGGGCGCGCUUUCAGUGACCGCUCAGUCCUCAUCCAGCACCACAAUGUGCACACAGGCGAGAAGCCCUACGAGUGUGGGGAGUGUGGCAAGGCCUUCAGUCACCGCUCCACGCUGAUGAACCACGAGCGGAUCCACACUGAGGAGAAGCCCUACGGCUGCUAUGCCUGUGGCAAGGCCUUUGUGCAACACUCCCACCUAAUCCAGCACCAGCGGGUGCACACCGGAGAGAAGCCCUACGUAUGCAGUGAAUGCGGGCAUGCCUUCAGCGCCCGCAGGUCUCUGGUCCAACACGAGAGAAUCCACACAGGUGAGAGGCCCUUCCGCUGCACACAGUGUGACAAGGCUUUCAGCCUGAAAGCCACACUGAUUGUGCACCUGAGGACACACACAGGCGAGAGGCCCUACGAAUGCAGCCGCUGCGGGAAGGCCUUCAGCCAAUACUCCGUGCUCAUCCAGCACCAGCGGAUCCACACGGGUGAGCGGCCCUAUGAGUGUGGUGAGUGUGGCCGUGCCUUCAACCAACACGGACACCUGAUCCAGCACCAGAAGGUGCACCGGAAGCUGUGACCUCAGCAGCCACAAGAGUCAUUCCCACUGAGGCACACAGACCCGGGAAUCCUGUAGCUCAGAAGAAGCCCUGUGGUAAUUGAGGGUCACAAAAUAACUCCAGGGUAAAGCACUGAGCUUGUUAUUCCUGUGGGAAAACUUCAGAGGGUGCCUGUUUAAUUUUUUCAAAAUCUUGGAAGUCAUAUUGGAGAGUAAUCACAAUUAUAGUGAAUUUUGGUAAUGACAGCCAUAAUUCUUUAACAUUAGGUAGUUUCAACGAGAAGCUAAAGGAAGCUAAGGCAUAAGGAUUACUGUCACAAUCAAAACAUUUAUUUACAUUCCAAAUAAAGGUUUCUUAGAACAUUUAUGCCUUUCCGAAAAACGAUGGCUACCCUAAUUAUUGCACUUAGAAUUAGGAUAUUGGACUAUUUUCAGUAUCUUGUUAAACCACUAAACUACUGUGUGGAUGAAAUGCUAUUGAAAAGUGUCAUGAAGUAGCAUCAUGUAGUAUGGCUAGAAAUCCUAAGUGUGUGGAACCCCCUGUUUUGUAUGGGGAAAAAAGUAAACAUUACAAACUAUGUAAAUUUAUAAAACCCUUAUCUGGGGCUUUACCUUUAUUCAAGGUCAGAAAGGAUGUCCUAACUUUUUAGUAAAAAAUGAACUCAAAAAAUGGAUCUGUUCCUCAAAACUCACCCUUGUGACCAACAGACCCUGUGCCCCCAAAAUCAUGGGAUGUCUUGGGCAUCUGGGCCCCAUUUGGGUGUAGGCGGGGAGCUCCACUCAGUCCUAGGUGUCAUGGCUACAACACCCAGUGGGUGCCUCAACACACAGGUGUUUCCAAAAGACAUUACAAAAAAGACUUGGUGUCUAUUUUCAAAACAAAGUUCUCAAAUUCAAAUAGCUCUUUUCUCCUAUCAAAUAUUUUUAUUUCUAAAUUUGAGGGAUUUUGUUUUCAUUUUUUUUUAAUUCCUGGUUCCAAGAGUGUAUUAUCAAUUGUCAUAUGCUAUAAUGGACCUGGUUUAUUAAUUUUUUAAACUUUUCUCUAAAACAUUAUCCACUUCUCAGGAAGUUAAGCACUAGGGGUUGACCCUUAGGCCCACAGCAGUGUGCUGUGGUGCAGACAAAAGCUCAAGCCCCCUGAGCAGAGGAGUCACCCGUCCCAUAGAGGGCAGCUGUGGCCCUCACUCAUGCCGCCCACAGCCCACCACUACUCUGGGCACAAAUCCUAAUCCCAUGGGAGAAUCAGAACUAGUCAUGUUCCUGGCAGAAUGAGAAUAAGAGUUACAUCAAAUCAUGCUGUUCAGUGUACAGAAUACUGUUAUGCCUUUUCUUGCACCAGCUGCUGUGGACCCCUUGGUGAGUAUCUGGCCUGGUGUCCAUGGAGCUGGGUGGUGAGCCCAUGGUGCCCUGUGUCUGGGGAGGCUUGCAGACUGUGCAGUUCUGCCCCAGGAGCAGGAGGUAGCACAGUACCUGCUGAUCCAUAUCGUGGUCACUGUUGGAAGUGGGCAUCAGAAGCCAAAAUGACCUUUGGGGUCCCCACACCCUGAUUAACUGCCUUCUUGGCCAUUACUUCCCAGCUCUGACUUGUCAGCAGCAUUCAAUACUUUUAUUUUGAACUCUUCACUCUUUAGGUAUUUAAAUAUCUUCAUAGUGUUUCUCCUUAAAACUAGCAAGAGUUUGACAAUUCUUUCCAAAAUUUUAUUAUCCGGGUAACAUUUUAGUACACCUGAAAUUUUUUUUCUGUGUAACUGUAUAACCUGAUGUACCUUCCAAAAAAAACAGUAAUGAGUGGAACACA